Molecule: messenger RNA, 1020 nt
Organism: Trichoderma breve
Lineage: Eukaryota; Fungi; Ascomycota; Sordariomycetes; Hypocreales; Hypocreaceae
Product: PGAP1-like protein domain-containing protein
Exons: 2
Coding region: 1-1020 (339 amino acids)
Molecular function (GO): triacylglycerol lipase activity
Source: RefSeq, a predicted model, not a curated record
AUGAAGCAAUGGCCCCAUUGGCGUGGCACUCGCCUCCCGCGCUCCCUGCUGAGCCUACAGCCAUCAACCUCGCGGGUCUUUAGCACCGCAAAACCGCUCCGUCACGAUCCUCGCAUUCGAGACCUUGGGCGACUUAUACACGAUGACUACGCUACUAUCCGCGAGACCUACGCUACGCCAAAGUAUCCCAUUGUCCUGGCUCACGGCCUAUUCGGCUUCUCCGAGCUCAGAGUCUCGCCACUUCUACCCACGAUCGAGUACUGGAACGGCAUCAAGCAGGCCCUCACGGCAAACAACUGCACCGUCAUCACCGCCACCGUCCCGCCCUCCGGCUCAAUCGAGGAGCGCGCCGCCAAGCUCGCCACUGACAUCCUCGCGCAAACAACCGCCGCCUCCCUCCCCUCCGCCCAGGACGUAGACGGCCAUGCGACGCCGCCCGCCGUCAACAUCAUCGCCCACAGCAUGGGAGGGCUAGACGCCCGAUACAUGAUCUCCCUGCUGCGCCCGUCGGGCAUCAGGAUCGCCUCGCUCGUGACGAUUGCCACGCCGCAUCGCGGGAGCAGCUUUGCGGAUUACCUGGUCGAGCGCGGCGCCGGGCCGCUCCACCUGCCGCGGCUGUACGGCGUGAUCCGGCGCGCUGGCCUGGGCACCUCUGCGUUCGGGCAGCUCACGACGCGGUACAUGCGGGAGGAGUUCAACCCGCGGGUGCGCGACGACGAGGCGGUGCGCUACUUUUCGUACGGCGCGGCGAUUGACGAGCCGUCGCUGCUGGGGGCCUUUCGGCUGCCUCAUGGGGUUGUGGAUAAGAGGGAGGGGGAGAAUGACGGGCUGGUGAGUGUCAAGAGCAGUCGCUGGGGGAUGUACAAGGGGACGCUGAUGGGGGUUAGCCAUUUGGAUUUGAUCAAUUGGUCGAAUCGCGCGAGGUGGACGGUGAGGGAGUGGAUGGGUAUGAGGAGGACGUUUAAUGCUGUGGCGUUUUACCUUGAUGUGGCCGACAUGUUGGCCAAGGAAGGAUUGUGA